GAAUCCCAAUUUGGUUUUCACUCAAAAUUCAAAAUACAAAUGGAGUUAGUCGACCGUUGAAGUCAAUGGAGUAGAUUUCAGUGGUUUCAAACUAAAUCUAGGCUAACGGAGACGCCUUCUAGGGUUUACUCACUCGACGUUGUCUGAGGAGGAUUCUUCAGCUGAAAUAUCUCAUCUUUUGUUGCUCCUAAAUUAUGAGGCGCCAUGGCUGGCAACGGCCCCUUCACCCUCUACAGAUAGUUGGAAUGUCAAUAUACGGUUUCUUGGUUGUAGCCUUCUAUACCUUCCUUGGGCUUUUCCUUGGUACCCGGACCACUGUGAUUGUCGUCACGUCAAUCUUUACUUUUACGGCACUUGCAGUUAUGCUUUUAUUUGUCAGGUGCACUGCAAUUGAUCCGACUGAUAAAACUAACUUUAAAAGGAAGAAGAAGAAGAGCAUGUCCAAUGCAGUUUCGCAGCUCAAUUAUGGUUUUAUACUGGGUCACAUAGUUAUGAGAUUUUUCACUAGAAUUGAGCGCAAGAUCCUUCAGAAAUUUAUAAGGCGCAAGUACCUGGAUCCUUUGAGUACAACAGCUCAGAUGGAGCCUCUGCUUCCAUUCCCUCUUGUCAUUAAGGAUGAUUCAGUUUCACCUGACCCACUACUAGCAGACAUCUCAUUUUGCGUUCUAUGUGAUUCUCAGGUUAAAAAGCAGAGCAAGCACUGCAGGACCUGCAAUCGCUGUGUUGAUGGGUUUGAUCACCACUGCAGGUGGUUAAACAAUUGUGUUGGGAAAAAAAACUACAGAACCUUCAUUCUUCUCCUCAUCUUUGUCUUGUUAAUGCUUAUGAUAGAAGGAGGGACCGCAGUUGUGGUUUUUAUUAGGUGCUUUAUGGAUGGAAAAGGACUAGACAUGGAGCUUCAAAGAAGGCUCCAUGUUCAUUUUCCAAGACCACUUCUUUCAGCCAUCUGCGUUUUCCUGGUUCUACUCACAGCUUACGGUUCAGCAGCUCUAGGACAACUUUUCUUCUUUCAUGUUGUUCUUAUCCGAAAGGGAAUGCGAACUUAUGAUUACAUAAUGGCAUUGAAAGAAGAAAAUGAGUUGGCGGAACUAGAGCUGUCUGAUGAUUCGGAUUUGUCUUCUGAAGAGAGUGUAGACUUUGAUUCCCCUAAAAAAACAAAAUUCGCCAUGUGUAUGUGUAGAGAGAGAACACCGGAGGAGACCCAGCACAGACUUUCUGUAAGAAUCGAUAGAGAACCUACCCAGACAACAAAGAAGCAGAAGCAGGAGGGUGGAUUUCGUGCAAGUAUUAAUCCAUGGAAGCUUAUCAAUAUGAGCAGGGAGAAAGCUGUAGCAGCUGCUGCAAAGGCUAGGGAAAGGUUCACGAGACAAAAGGAUGAUUCCAUAAUUAAGCCAUUACCAUUACCACUGGAGACCAAAAACGGACUGUUGAUGACUCCUCUUCCGCUUGUUGUAACACCUGGAUCGCCUGGGAGGUUCUCAAGCCCAAGAAGACGGGUAUCUAUUUCUCCAUCACCAAACCAAAAGUAUAAGAGUAAUUUCGAUCUUAAGUUAACAGAUGUGUCUAGGGAACUUGAUACUUAUAUUUCAAGGCAGGUAUUAUGCUCUGUUCUGAAGAGGGGCGAGAGUGAGUCAUCCCCGUCCCCAAGAUAG
This is a messenger RNA of Lactuca saligna, 1652 nucleotides long. The record is from the annotation of a GenBank genome assembly. Lineage: Eukaryota; Viridiplantae; Streptophyta; Magnoliopsida; Asterales; Asteraceae.